Molecule: messenger RNA, 3433 nt
Organism: Cylas formicarius (sweet potato weevil)
Lineage: Eukaryota; Metazoa; Arthropoda; Insecta; Coleoptera; Brentidae
Exons: 2
Coding region: 2812-3204 (130 amino acids)
Source: RefSeq, a predicted model, not a curated record
AUAAUCAGACGUGUCAAAUUUUUGUUAAAUCGGCCUUAAUAACGCUUUCAUAUGCGUCAUAACAUUUGAUAUUAUAAAUGAAACUGUCCGUAUCCAUGUAUUGAAUUUUACAUUUUUCGGGACCCAAAUUUGGAAGCAUGUAAUUAUAAUGAAACUCGUACAUGGUCGUUUUCGACAAAUCCAAUAUGGACAUUCCAAUAUAAAGUGGCUUAUUAAAGCAAAGUUCCGAUUUUUUUAAUUCUAUAAGCAACAAAUUGUUAUCAAGUAUGGUUCUACUGUGAAAUCUAGGACUAGAAAUUAAAUUUUUCGCACCGUAGCGACCAUCCCACGCUUUAACAAAUUUAACAAUACGAUGCUUGCGAAUGUUUUCCAUUGUUUUACCGUAAGCGGCAUUAUUAAACAAUUUGUAUAAAUUUAUACCAAAUUUUGUCUUUGCUUGGGUUCUUAAUUUAUUAUUAUGAUCGAUAUAACAUUUCAACCAACGAGAUUGGUUAAAUUUUAAUAUUUUGUGAAUUUUCUUUAGUACGAGACCGUUUUUGAGAGCCUGUUUUAAAUUGCGAUAGUGUAUGACGUAUUUUUCUUUAUUAUACAAAGUAGUCAUUAGUUUUGGUAACUUUGAAUUGGGGGGCACUCGAUGUUCGGCACAAAAUGGAAAAUCUCUAUGUGUGUCAUGUAAUUUCUGCGGGUAUUCCAGGUCUACCUCUAGGAUAUAUCCUUGGGAAGAUUCAUCUGGAAUGUUCAUGACAGUAAAUGAAUCAAUCUCUUGAUGAGACAUCCAGUCGAAUCCUCCGUAAGGAAGAGGCUCGCACAUGGCCUUGCCAUAGAGGUUAUUGACGUCAAAGUACAUGAUAUAGGAAUCAUCCCUGGAUGAAUCGUAGUUGGGCAUAUAUUUAUUGUUGGCCUCCGCAUAUCUACCAACACACACCGAAAUUCCACCUCGUAUAGCCCGCUCGAUAAUCAUAAUUUGGUCAAUGUCGCACAACGAAGGAUGAUCCGUUACCCAUUUCAAAUUUAUUAAUGUUAAUCUCUAAAUAAAUAAUAUUAUUUAAAGCCCACCCGGAAUCACGUUCCUGAAACUCUGACAUUUGAUUUAAAAUUUUAUCUUGCACAUUUUCAACAAACCAAUCAUUCAAUUCUGUUCCUAAAUCAACUACAGCAUUUCCGGUACUCAGAUAUUUAACAUCAACUUCGCCUUGGACAUCAUUUUUUGCCUUAAUAAAUUCACCGCAAAAUGUGGUAUUUACUUUCAGCAAUAAAAAUUUCUUUAAAAUUUGACUAAUUUUUUGUUGAAAUAUUGGACGAGAAUCGUUUAAAAAUUGAAUUAAAUCUUUAUGAAGUAAAUUAAUUAUGACACCAGUCUGAACUCUUCCCUGGAAACACGACGCUACCGAUUCCCAUACAACCAUUUCAUUUGUGUUUGUCUCGCGGCUACUACUUUGUAAUCCCAAUCCAAAAUGCUUAUGUUGAUAAUUAAGAAUAAUUUUUCUAAUAGCUUUCAGAUGUUGAAUUGUAGUUUGUAAUUUUCUUUUUAACCCAAUAGAUAAAUCCUUUUCGUUAGAAACGAUUUGGUUGCAAGAUUCAAUAUUUUUACUUAGUCUCCUAAGCCACACAUCACUAUCUCUAAGAGUGAACUUGUCGGAAAUAUGCUUUUUUAAUUUUUGUAAGGUUAAAAUUAAGAUUUGCGCUCUAUGAAUGAUCUGCUUUACGCGCAUCGUGGUUUAUUAAAUAUAUAACAGUAAAUAAGACUUACCCUGUAUAAUAUGUUGAUUAAUUUUGAAUUAUUUUGAAUUUCUUUAAAGAGUUGGGCUUUCCAAUAUCUUUGGAUCCCUCGUAGACCAGUUUGUACUGCCCCGACGCAAAGUGUUCUAGUCUCGGACGGAAAGCUUCUGUCACGCGAGUAGGAAGAAAUACUACGGAAUUUUCUAAUUGCAGCAACACGGAAUUGCCAAAUUUUGUAUUAACAAUUUUGGCUCUAGUAAUUUUAAACGGAACGCCUAUCGGCAAUUCAUGCAGUUUGACAAUCGGCUGCUCAAAAUCACCUUCUGCAAGACAGGUUUGAUUCAGUUGACUUAAGUCCAUCUAUAAAUUAUUAUUAAUUAUUUUAUCUCAAAAUAAAAAAAAUAAAAAAAACUUACGCUUAAGAUUGGCUGCUAUUCUAUUUGCGGUUACGGGUUGAGAGUACUAAGAUGAUCUUUAGGACCUUUAUAAAAUAAUAACAAAUGUUAAAGAAUUAAAAUAAAACAAUAAAAAAGGUACUUACUGCUUUUUUGUACGAACACCAAACCACUAAGUUAGCUUCCACGUUGCACGAAUAAUACCAAAAACAACUACUGACAAAACAGAGAAAAAUGAGAUGUAUUUAUACGGUGCGAGAAUACUUUCUAAAAGUUAACAAACGAAGACACCUCCACAUGCGUUGCAACAAAUUUUUCCCAUUACGUUAAUCCCACGGAGCAAAUAUAAAGGGGGCAAUUAAUUAUUAUUCUCAACAAGCAAAACAACUCGACAUUUAGACUCGGCGCGUUAUGAAAUUCCACAUCCCAUACGGAGAUUGUAAAAAAUGAAAGCAAGUUGGCCUUGAUCUUUUGCGGCAACAUACGUUCGUCCAACGUCCGAAGCGGUUGCGUUCCCGUGUGAAAGCGUGUUGACCCUGAGACUCCUAUCUGCACGGUUGUCUGGCGACAACAUCGCGUCUAUUCAAAUCGGCGUUGGUGCUUGUGGGUUGAAGACCUUUCGACUUUUAAUUCAACCAUGGAAGGAGUGCAUGUGUAUAAAUACGUUGCAUGUGUAUUAUAGACUAUAUUCAGUGCAAUGAAUACAGAAGUGCGAUGUCCAUUUCCCUACGACCCUACAACUGAAAAAAUCGCGGUUUGUCCGUAUGACAAGUCGCAUAUUAUGUUGGCGCAUCGCUUAGGGCGUCACAUAUUCAAAUCACACAAAGAGUACCGGGGGUUAGAAUUCCCGGUACGACAUGAAACGACAAGGGAACAUCACCAGCAGCAGGAGCAACCCGGUGGAUCAAAAGAAGAGCAGCAGGAGUACCCGGGUGGGUGGUCGACGGAGUGGGACGGCGAGGAGUGCACUUCGUAUUUAGAUUUCCUCCGGGAACGGGAAGAAGAACAACGCAAGGAACAGGAACAAUGGGAUGGUCGACUGAAUCGACAUAAAAAGAAGAAGAAACUCCUCGCCAGACCAAUUUUAUAAAUAAAAUAAAAUAAAAUGUAUUAAAAUUCAAGUUUAUUUAAUUAUCCUCCCGAUCCACCGCGUCACCGCGCCGCACCGUCACCGCCCUCUACCGGGGGGGCCUACGACGGUCGGAGCGCGCGACAUCUAGCAGCGACGGGCGGAACCGGGGCAAAACAGGACGCUACACAAGCUGGCGACAUCUAGCAGCGACGGGCGGAACCGGGGCAAAACAGGACGCUACACAAGC